Photinus pyralis (common eastern firefly) is the source of this 1224-nucleotide messenger RNA. RefSeq names its product myosin-2 essential light chain (gene Mlc-c). The transcript has 4 exons. The record is from RefSeq and is a predicted model, not a curated record. Gene Ontology annotation, molecular function: myosin heavy chain binding; calcium ion binding. NCBI's taxonomy places the organism in Eukaryota, Metazoa, Arthropoda, Insecta, Coleoptera, Lampyridae. Gene Ontology annotation, cellular component: myosin II complex. Bases 638 to 1081 code for a protein of 147 amino acids.
UAUUAGAUUAACUAUGAAACUCGGCGAACUUCGUACCGCCUAUCAGUCAAUGUCCGGCUCUCAGAUUUUUGUGCCGUAAAUCGUCAAAAUGCCAUUCAGACAGUUUGUCCUUUUUCUGGGUCACAUAAAAAAAUAAAGUUGAUGAUUUGUCCGCCAUGAAACGUUGUAUGGAAAAUCCCCUCAUGGGUGUCUUGUAGAGCGCAAAAAGUGACAAUGGGGGUGUUUUUUUAAAAAUUUUUUGUAUCUCUAUUUAAGGGAGUUUCAAGAAAAUUUGAGUAGAUCAUGCGACAAACUUUAGAGGGGUUUACCGAUUAGUUAAGGAGAAAUUUAUGGAAGUUGGGAAGUAACACGUGGAAAAGCUUUGAGCGAAGAAUUGGAUAGCAAGGAUGAAAGAAAGGGAUUUCAUAGAUAUUUAAAAGAAAAUUAGGGGAAACUUCAGGGAGAUUGAAAGAAAGCAUUUGAUACAAUCAUUUCACUAACGCUAACCUAAUGUCGCUUUCCUUAUAGAUUGGCCCAUAUUUAAAUUUAGCGCCUUAUUUGAAAAUGGUGAAUCACAACGCCACAAAAACGAUGAUUCAUUCGGCAAUCGUCAGUUCUUUACUUGGGUGUUUGACAAUUGAAAAUUUAGAUCGUUAAAAUGGUGAAUUAUUCAGAGGAACAGAUGGCCGAAUUUCAAGAGGCCUUUCAACUGUUUGAUAACCGCGGCGAUGGAAAUAUUCACGUGUCACAAAUUGGAGACGCACUCCGAGCACUAGGUCAAAAUCCCACCGAAGCCGACGUAAAGAAAUACAGUCACCAACAUAAGCCGGACGUUCGCAUUUCGUUCGAAGUCUUCCUCCCGAUUUAUCAGCAAAUUUCGAAAUCGCGCACCGCCGAAACCGCCGACGAUUUCAUUGAGGGCCUAAGACACUUCGAUAAGGACGGAAACGGUUUUAUUAGCUCGGCCGAGUUUCGUCAUUUGCUAACGACUCUGGGCGAGAAAUUGACGGACGACGAGGUGGAACAAUUGCUGCAGGGUCAGGAGGAUUCUCAAGGGAAUGUAAAUUACGAGGAGUUUGUUCGUAUGAUUAUGUCGGGGUAGGGAAGUUAAUUUAUUGUUUUAAUGUUUGCAUUUUGAAUGUCAUUCCAUUUUUUGUAUGAUUUUUUGGGAUAUUAAAAACUGACCUGUAGAUAAUAUGUAGUUAUUUAUUGUUGAUGUUAUUUAAUAAAGGGGUAGUCUUUGUA